Molecule: messenger RNA, 2744 nt
Organism: Calypte anna (Anna's hummingbird)
Lineage: Eukaryota; Metazoa; Chordata; Aves; Apodiformes; Trochilidae
Gene: SDCCAG8
Product: serologically defined colon cancer antigen 8
Exons: 19
Coding region: 210-2390 (726 amino acids)
Biological process (GO): neuron migration; centrosome cycle; tube formation
Cellular component (GO): centriole; centrosome
Source: RefSeq, a predicted model, not a curated record
GCCCGAGGCGGGUGGGUAGCAACGAGCGACGCUGAGGAGGCGGCGGGCGGCCCCGCACCUCUGUGGGAACUGUUGUUCUUUCGGCAUUCCGCGGUCGUGGCGAAGCGCGGGAAAGUGGAGCGGCUUGGACUAUAAUUACCCACCAGCGAACCGGGGUGCCGGCGUGUUGGGCAGCGCCGGCCGCUGCCCCGUGAACCGGCGGCGUCCUCAUGCGGCAGCCCCGCGGGGAGUCCGCCUUGAUAAAGUCCCUGGAGCGGUACCAGAGGCGCCUUCGAGAGCGUUCUAAUGAAAGCAUCCACCAACUGAUAUGUGUCUUAGAGGAGAGAGAGGCUGCAGAGGGUGAAGCUGGAUGCUCUGUGGACAAGGGCAGUGGAGAUGUGGACAGGGACAGCAACAACAGCAGGAAUGCAGCCUGGCAAGAGCUGCAGCUCAGUCAGGCAGUAGAUCAACAUACAACUUUGUUGCAACAUCAAGAAUCUAUGGAAGGUGAAAUCUGUCCCCCAAGGAAGAUGUCGUUCUGGAACCCCCCAGAAGCUGCCAUUGGAGAUGCACCAGCCCUUUCUGAUCUCAUUCCUAUAAUCAAUGACCAGUCACAGUACAUUAACCAUUUAGAAGCAGAAGUGAAGUUUUGCAAGGAGGAAUUGGCAGGGAUGAAAGAUCAAGUACAAGUAGUUGUAACUGAAAAUGAGGACCUCCGUCAGAAGCUGAAAUUCUUACAUGCAGAACAUCUGUUGAGAGAACAAACUCUUCUAGAAGCCUCGACAAAUACUCAGAAGUCCUGGCCUGUAGGUGGCAAUGACAACAGCAUGCGUCAGCCUGUCACUUCAUCACCAGCAUGUAACAAAAAUCAGGCUUAUGUUACACCAGCUGUUGGAGAAUUACAAAAAUGGCCUGUAGAACUGGAAAAAAUAAAACUUUUGUAUGAGGAAAAAGUUAAUAUCCUUGGUGAUCAAGUAGAGUCUCUAAGGAAAGACCUUUCAGUGUCUCAGAAGACAUGCAAAGAAUUGGAAGGAAGGCUAAAACACCAGAAGUCACUUGUUUCAGCCAAAAAUUCUAGUCGUGUUGGUGGUCUGUGUUUGAACUGUGCACAACAUGAGGCAGUUCUUGCAAAGACUCACUGUAAUGUUCACAUGCAGACCAUUGAGAGGAUAACAAAAGAAAGAAAUGAUUUGAUGGAUGCACUUGUUUCACUGAGACAAAAAAUGAAUGAGAUGAAGCAAAGAGAAUCCAAUGCUUAUGAGCAAGUUAAACAAGCAGUGCAAAUGACAGAAGAGGCCAAUUUAGAAAAAACAAAGGCUCUAGUCCAGUGUGAUCAGCUAAAAAGUGAGAUGGAACGGCAGAAAUACGGCCUUGAAAAGGAAUUAGCUGCCCAGAUAAGUAAGAGAAAUGAUGAAAAAGAAGCACUGCAAGAGGAACUGAAGAAGGAAAAGGAGAAUGUUGCAGCAUUGAUGAUGAGUGUGACAGAGAGGGUGGCCUUAUUGGAGGCUGAUCUAGAGAGACUUCAAAGGGAAAAGGACUCUCUAGUUAACCAGUUAGAAGAAUCACAACGUCAGCUUGCAUCUCAUGAAAUGGAGAUGAAUAAGGUGUGUGGAGAAAUGCGCUAUCAGUUGAAUGAAAGCAAAAUGAAGAAGGAUGAGGCAGAAAAGGAGCUCAGAGAGUACAGAGCAAAAACUAUAAGGGAGCUUGAAGUUAAGGACCAGAAAAUAAAAAAACUGGGAUUAGAGCUGAAUGGAAACAAACAGCGUUUGGAACAAGCCCAGCAGGAUGUGACAGGAGCCAAAGAGGAGUGCGUAAAACUGACAGAACUGCUGAGUAAAUCUGAGCACCAACUGCACCUCACCAGGAUGAAGAAACAGAGCAUUGAGCAAAGCAUUAGCAAUAAAGCAAAGGCCCAAGCCCUUCAGGCCCAGCAAAGAGAGCAGGAGCUUACACAGAAGAUGCAGCAAAUGGAGGCCCAGCAUGAGAAAACUGUAAAGGAACUGGAUUCAUUGCUGACUUCCCAGAAUACAUUCACAGCAAAAUUAAAGGAAGAAUGUUGCAUGUUGGCAAGGAAGCUGGAACAAAUGUCAGAAAAACACAGAUCUGAAGUCAACCAGCUUAGUCAGGAAAAAGAGUAUCUUCAUGGCAGAUUGGAGAAGAUGCAGAAACGGAAUGAUGAAUUGGCCCAACAGUGUAUCCAGCAUGGGAGAAUGCAUGAGAGGAUGAAGGCAAGGUUAAAGCAGCUUGACAAGCACUGCCAGGCCACUGCCCAGCAGUUAGUGGAGUUGCUUAACAAACAGAAUCAACUCUUCAAAGAGAAGCAUCUGCUAACAGAAGAGGUGCAGUUUCUGCGAGCACAGGGGAAAAAAUGGGAUGCAGAUCUCAAACAGGACACAGAUGGAAUCAAGUAAAAACCUGGAUGGAUAAAGAGAAAUGAGCACAAGUCUGCUGGGCUGAGGCUUACCCAAGACACCUCUGCAGAAAACAGGCACACUUCCUCACUAACUUCAACUGGUUUCUAUUUGUUUUUAACUUCAGAAUCGUAUUUUUAAGCAUUCCCACCCUACCAAACUUUCUAGGACAGCCAAGAGUUUUAUGAAAAGUUCAUUUUGCAAGCUGGCAUGAAAAGCUAUUAUGUAUUGUGGACUUAAUUCAUAAUUAUACUGUAUCAUUUUUAAUAAAGUAUUUUUUCCUAUUUUUAUAGCUAAACAUAGAUGCCUUAUUUACAGACUGAAAUACCAAUAAACUGAAUUGGAUUUUUUUUU